Podarcis lilfordi (Lilford's wall lizard) is the source of this 10130-nucleotide messenger RNA. The record is from the annotation of a GenBank genome assembly. NCBI's taxonomy places the organism in Eukaryota, Metazoa, Chordata, Lepidosauria, Squamata, Lacertidae.
UCUAAGGAGCCUUGGGAGAGUGGAAGUCGCGUGACCCAGAAGAGGAAAGGCCUGUGAAAGGAGUGGGGGGUGGGAAAUGUCUGUGUUUUUGCGGUUGCUAGGCGACUUUGCGCUGAGGGGGCCUUUGCGGGCGAAGGCGGGCCAGGUGGGAGCCGUUUUAUUUUAUUAUUUCGAUUUCAGUUUCUAUUAUUUUGGCCGUUUUCAUGCUGCUAAAUCACGGCUGUCUGUGUAAAAAAACCCGAUGCAACCGCAAAUAGAAAAUGAGUUAAAACUCAGAAAAAUCAGAAUUCAGUUAAAAUGUCUGUCGGGACAAUCUUUUCCAAAGACAGCUCCCGCAUAAGGCUGCGCUGCCGUUUACCUUCGGGGCCUCUCACAGCAGCCUGACAGGUGUCAAUUCAACAGGUCGGGCACAGUUCUUCGUCCCCAGCCAUGCGGGUUGAAGCAUCUCCUGCUAACGUUGCUUUUAAAAACCACAAAGAUGAUACAGGCCAACUUCGUUUAUUAAUUUGGGUAGACUAAUGUGUCCAUUCCUUGACAAAAGCCUCUCCUAAGGGGUUUGCGUGAUAUUGCUAAGUUGUCAUUGGUCUGGUAUCAACUCUUCCUGUGGCUGUUAUGAGGGUUAUUUACACUUUAGAUGUGUUAUAAAUUGCUUUGAGUAGCGCGGGACAAGUCUAAUAAGUAAUAAUGUUGUGAAGUUCUUUUAACAUGCAAAGUGCUUUUGAGGCACUAGGGUUAUUUUCCUACACAACAGCCAGGUGAGGUAGGCCAUCCACUUUUCUAUGGAUGGGAUGAGAGAGAGAGUUACCACUUUUUCUUCCCUUUUCUCUCUGUUUCUUGCCUGGUUUUUAACACUGGUAUCAUUGUCCAUCUUUUGCAAUUAACUCUUUUCCAGAAAUGACAUCCGAAAUUCAGCUUCUUAUAAGUUUUUAUAAUGUAAGCGGGAAAUUCAAUCAGCACCGUUUGUUUUGCUUUUAGCUUCCUUACUAUGUGGGUGGAAGGACGUUGUUUGGAUGCACCUAUUUUAAAGCAACUUCUGGCCUGCUACGACCACAUAAAGGUGAAUAAAACCCUUAAUACUUCAUAAUAUGUUGACUUGUGUACUGGAGCCUUGUUUCUGUUUUCUUAAUUUUAUUUGCACAGAGGGGGGUAUACAGAUGGGCCAAAGAAGAUCAGCUUCUACUUUAGCUGGUCAUAUUUGCUAACUGUAUUCUAUAUUCAGGUUGCACUCCUGUAUGUAGUUACCUGGGAGUAAGUUUUCUGGAAUUCAGUGGGACUGACUUCUCAGUAGAUAUUUUAAUUUUAUCUGUUUAUUCAUUUAUUAUUGUGACUUUUGAGUUGACAUGUUCAUUUUAGUUGUUGUUAUCAUCAAGUCACCAGGUGGUUAUUUUUUUAUUUUUUUAUUUAUUUUGUAUGUCUUCCUUCAGGCAAAUAUUACAGGGCAGUUGACCACAUAAAAAUACAAAUGAGAACAAAAAACAUAACAAGGCCAAAAAAACCCUCAAUAACCCCCUCCCCCCCCCCUCACAUUUAAAAGGCCAUAGAAUGUUAAUCAGCCCAAGGCCUGGUUAUAGAGAAAUGUUUUUGCCUGGUACCUAAAGAUAAGUAUUUUUUUUAGAAAAAUAUUUUUUAUUAAAGUUUGGAAAAAGGGAUAUUAUCUAUUAUAUUUUUAUCAAAACUAAAAUGUUAGUCUAAAUAAAAUUGCAGACCAAAAAGAAGAAAAAAGAAAAGAGGAAUAGAGAAGAGCUAGAGGGGAGAAGGCAAUUCAAAGAGAGGAGAGAAAGAAAAAGGAAGAGAGAAAGAAAAAGAGAGCGAGAGAGACAAAGAAAAUAAAGGAACUUUCCAUUCUGUCCACUAUAUAUAAACAUUAUUCUGAUAAUCCACUCCAAUAUGUAAUGAAGGUGCCAGGCAUGCCUCCCUGGGGAGAGCAUUCCACAAAUGGGGAUGCAUCUGAGGCUGGUUGGGCAAUGACCCAUUUGCCCUAAUGUCUUCUGGCUACUGGCUGUAAAGGUUGGAAGCGUUGGAGAUUGGUGAUUACUGCCAUUUGCCCUUUUUUUAAACUCAGGUAGGUAAGAGAGCAUCUAGGUGCAUUCUCCCUUCCUUGGACCAGCAAAGUGGGUUUUUUAUAUUCCAGGGCCAUCUCAGGCUCUAGGCAAUUGAGGAAAAUAUCCUGCUGAUUACUGAAAUGAGGCAGCGAGGGCAUAACUGCACUUUCCUCAUGUUUGUUAUGUCAGAACCAUAGCAAGUUCUGUGGAUCAGCUGCAUAGCAUCUGCCCAGCAUCUCCAGGUAGGGCCGAGAGAGACCCAUUGCCUGAAACCCUGGUGAGCUGCUGCCUGCCAGGGUAGACAGUACUGAGCUAGAUGGACCAAAGCCUGACUCAGUAUAAGGCAGACACCUAUGUUCCAGAAUCACUAAUACAAAUGUAGGUUAUUGCUGGAUAUUAACGAAUCUGAUUGUAGUGAUGAGCCCGGUACUGCACAGAGCUUCUGCAGAAUCUUCAACAGAUGACACAAACAUUCCCCGCCCCCUGUCGUUUUCCUCAGAGAUUCCCCAGAGGCCUGCCUUGUCCAGGAUUUCCACAGCUGCUUCUGCCAAAUCUGGAGAGGAUGCUGUGCUCAGGUGGGGCCUCCUCCUAAUCCCCAUAGCGACAUUUUGCCUUGGAACGUGGCAGGUAAAUGCAAACGCUGAAUCUGAGGGUUGCUCCAUGAGGCCUCUUGAUUCAGGGCCAGUGUUCAGAGAUGUCUUCAGUUACAGCUCGUAGCCAGUGCAAGAACCUCUACUGUGAGUUGUUUCCAAAACUUGUCAUUAUCAAAGAUUGAUAUUAACAGGCAUUUCUAUCAUAGAUACAUUAAUUUCAUUCAGUUUGCGCAGUUUAACUUAAUGGAAUUCAGUCCAUAGCCUUUACUAUUGGCUGAUGACAUGGAGUAGUUUUUAUUUGAAAAGAACUAAUAAGCAUUUGGAGUGCCUGGCGUGCUCUGGUCCAUGGGGUCAAGAAGAGUCCUAAACGACUAAACAACAACAACAACAAAUAAGCGUUUAGGGAAUUUGAGAGGAGGAACCCACAUUUUCCUUCAAAUGUGCAUUUUGUUUUGCUUUAAAGGAGGAAACAGAAAAGCUUCAGUUUUUUGUAAUGCAAAUACUUCUCUAGUAGAUCAGCUAUCCUGCCUUGGUGGGAGGGAAAUUUUGUGCUGGGGAGGGCAAAUGUAUGUCUGGUGUUGCCCUCAAGGCCCCUAAGAGCCCUUAUGCCCAUGUCAGAUUCAACGGCGGAAAUGGAAGUUGAAGUUGAUCUCUGAUCUGGAAGCCAAGGUGGCAGCAGAACCGAUCCCACUCCCAGCAGAGUAAGUAUGUGAACUAGCUUAGAAUCAAUUAAACGUGCGGAUGGUGUGUGCUGCUUUUCAGAGUGCCUGUGCCACUUUAAACAAAGUAGCCCUUUUUAUAUUCUGCAGAAUUUAAGUAAGUGAAGCUGUUCCUUGCCUUGGGCUGCAGCUCAGCCUCUCUUUCAAACCUGCUGCUUUCUGUCCUUUGACAGCUUCUCGGAGCUAAAGGAGUUGGAAUACAGACCUGUCAAGGUCCGAGGGUAUUUCAUUCAUGACAAGGAGCUGUACAUCCUUCCACGUUCGUUGGUUGAUUCAGAGAAAGAAGCCAGGGAUGCUGGGCAGCUGAUGUCCAAUCCUGAGAGUGGUGCCAAUGUCAUCACACCCUUUUACUGCAUAGACCUUGGGUAAGUAUAUUAACUGACAGACAGUUUGGGCCGCUGCCCUGUACUCAUUUACUGGCAAACAAUCUCUGUUGAAAUCUGGGGCACUUGGCUGAGCAGACAUGCAUAGGAUCGUGACAUUAGAGAGGAUCAUGGCCCUUCAAUAAAUACAGUCUGUAUAUAUUCAGAUUCUGCCUCAAAACCAUGAGGACCUGAAAUGUUCUGCACUGUUUUUAUUUGUCAUUCUCUGGAUUCUGUAAAAGGAGUCAGAGCUUGUUUCAGAAUGUACUUAUACCUGUGAUGAUUCAUUUUUGUUUUUUAACUUUUCCAAAAGUAUAAGUGAAAUUACAUGAAUUUAAUUAUAGGAGAUAGGCAUAUCUCCUAUUAUCAAAUGUAUGUAAUUUCACUAAUAUGUCUGAAUUUUGCCUAGCAUAGGUUUCUUUCACGUUGAUAACAAUGUCCGAACCGUCAUAACAUAAAAUGUCAAUUUUCCAGGCACAUGACCAUGUUAGUCUGUUGCAGAAAACAACAAGAGAGAAUUCUGCAUCUUCAAGGCCAACAGAUAUCUUCUGCCCUAGAAUCUACUCUAAGGUGCAUGGGCUAGUUAGCUAAGUGAGUGGAUCUACUCUGAGCACAGAGAGGAGAGAGAAAAACCAUUGCUGUGAAGUCAAAAGCCAAGUUACAUGAAAGAGAACUGUUAGUAUGUUAACAAUACUAUGUCGGGCACUCAUAAUAGAAUCCAAACAGAGUCCAAUCAAAUUGCCACAAUGCAAUCUUGAUGGCUGUGUUCUUAACUCUUCCCAGCUGGCUAGCAAAAAUAAGUUUUAUACAAAUGGAUUUGUGAGUAAGCCAAAUUGAAUAAAUGAUGCUUGCUUCUGAGUAGACUGGCAUAGAAUUACAAUGUUAGGUGCCUUACAGCAGAAGUGGACCCUCCAGAUGUUGCUGAACUACAACUGCCAUUGGCUCCAGCCAACAUACCCAACAGCCAGGGGUACCUGGAGUUGUAGUUCAGCCAAGAUCUGGCACGCUACCAUGCUUACAGAGUUUAUUGUCUUCUCUCUCUCCCUUUCCCCCUGACCCUGCAGGAUCACAAUCCUUGUCAACAGAGGGUUUGUCUCCAGAAAGAAACUUAAGCCAGAGACCAGGUUGCGAGGACAGGUAGGUAGCAAGGGAUGGAAACUACCACAUUAUAUAUCAUAAGACACUGUGUUCCUUUUUUAAAGGACAGAAACUGCUAUUUGACUCUUCCUUGUAGAUCCAAGAGGAAAUUGAGCUCACAGGGGUGGUGAGGCUGUCGGAAACCCGCAAGCCAUUUGUUCCAAAGAACGACAUUGAAAGGAAUCGUUGGCAUUACCGGGACCUGGAUGCCAUGGCGAGAGUGACAGGAGCUGAGCCCAUCUUCCUUGAUGCAGACUUCAGUGAGUUCCCCAAGGACCUGGCUGUGUAGUCUUGGCUUUUAAUAGGAGUGGACUGCAACAGGCUCCUGACUUUGGGCCCCAUCUGCAUUUAAAACAGUAUCAUAGCACUUGACACGGUCAUGGCUUCCCUCAAAGAAUUCUGGGAACUGUGGUUUGUUAACAGUGCUGAGAGUUGUUAGGAGCACCCCCCCUCCAAUUCCUCUCCCAGAGCUACAGUUACUAGUGGUUUAAUAGUCAAUCCCUCUUCCCAGGGAAUUCUGAAUCAUAGCUCUGUGAAGGUAAGUUGGGAUGGGUGAUAUAUCGAUACUUUGUUCCUUACCAAUAUGAACUCUAGACCACGAUCAAGGUUUCAUAUUUUUUCACCCUGUAAUAUAUUGAGAAUGCACUGCCCAGCUGGGCUUGCAGAUCCAGCAGGCAGGAAGCAGCACUUUACUGCAAGGUAAAGCCAAGUUUACUGCAAAGUAAAUAGCCAUUUCCUGCCUGCCCAAUCUGUCCCCCCUCCCCCAUAAGAUCCACUUGCGUGUCUCUUGCUAGGCAGAAUAGAAACCCAGCACGGUAUCAAGCUAAGCAGCCAUUUGGUUGGCUUGCUAUGCUAUACAGGGGGUGAAGUCAGACAGGGAGUUACACAAAAAAUCUGAGCAUGGGAGAGCUGUAUCAUUGGCAAGAAGAGUGAGAUGGGAGUGGGAGUUGAGAGCAGACUACAUAGGUUUUCACUUAUUACAUAAAAGUAAGCUGCCCCUGGUGUUUGAAUUUCUUUUCUAAAGGCUCAUAUUGCAUCUGGUUCUGACUCACUGCUGUCUCUCUCUUGCAACCACAGAAAGCACAGUUCCAGGGGGGCCCAUUGGAGGCCAGACGAGGGUGACGUUACGCAACGAGCACAUGCAAUACAUCAUUACCUGGUAAGUGACAAAACAUUUGGGGUUUUAUCUAGAGCUGGGCGAUAUUUGAAAAUCAUGAUGCAGGAAAAGCUGUUAAGCCAGCUAAUGCUUCUUUAUAGCUCCAUCCUUAUUUCAGACAUGGUGAUAUGUCUGUAUAUUGUGAUGUUUAGCUGGUGACAAUAUUAAAUACAAUAUUAAAUAAAAUAAAGCAGGAUACAGAAAAUCAAGAAAAAUUACUAGCAAACCCCCUAAAGAUAAAACAUUGAGUCAACCUAUAAAAUUAUUGCAAAUACAGCUUUCAGCAUUGCUAAAUAAUGAGAUUGAAAGCAACAUCAAAUGGAUGAAACAAAGGUUCUUUGAAGCAGGGAAUAGACCAGGACAACUACUCGCAUGGCAAAUAAAGAAAAAACAAAAAGAAAGUCAGAUAAAUAAAGUAGAGCACGAAGGGAAGGUUUAUGAAACGGAAGAUGAAAUCAAUAAAUGUUUUGUAAAAUACUUCACAAAACUAUAUAAAAGAGGGUAAGAAACAGAACAAGAAAUUGCAGAUUACUUCUCAAAGAGGAAAAUACCUAAAAUAAGCAAAGAGAAAAUGGAACAGUUAAAUGCCCCAGUUACGGUAAUGGAAUUACACCAAGCAAUUUCUAGUUUGAAAAUUGGUAAAGCUCCUGGCCGAGAUGGACUAACGUCGAUCCACUAUAAAAAAUUGGAAGAUAACAUAGUCCUGCCUUUAAAAAAUAUAAAGUUAUCAAUAGGAGGAAGAGUUUCCAUAAUAAAAAUGAAUGUCCUUCCCAAAAUGCUCCAUCUCUUUCAAACAAUUCCCAUAAUAUCUAGAGAAACAUGUUUCGAGGAGUGCAGGAAAGAUAUGACAAAAUUCAUAUGGCAAAAUAAGAAAGCUCACAUAAAAUUUAAGCUCCUCACAAAAAAGAGGGGAGGUCUGGUGUUGCCAAAUUUAAAAUUAUGAAGCAGAAUGCCUUGUGUGCCUGAAAGAAUGGAUCACUUUGGAAAAAGCAGAUUUAUUAAGACCUGGAGGGCUUUAACACGCCUACCUCGCAUAUGAUAAGAUCAAAAUCCAUAAAGGCUUCAAUAGCCACCUAAUUAGAAAUGCAUUAUUUAAAGUCUGGAGUAAGUACAAAACGAGACUGGAGCCAAUGACACCAUGGUGGCUCUCACCUCUAGAAGCCCAUGCCAUGAAAAAACUAAACAUGAAUAAGGAUUAGGCAACUUAUAGAGAUUUGAUAAUGGAAGAUCAAGGUAAACUUAGAAUAAGACCAUAUGAGGAAAUAAGGCAUUAUGUCUCCGGCAGAUGGCAAUAUAUACAACUUCGAAGUGUCUUUAACUUGGACUUGAAGAGAGGCUUUGCUAAAGAGAAUUCAUUAAUGCAUGAAACAUUAUUAAAAAACAAAAAAAAUUACUAUCUAAAAUGUAUAACCUUUUGCUAAAUUUGGACAUGAUUGACGAAGAAGUGAAAGAGACAAUGAUUAAAUGGGUGCGAGACUUUGGCCACACAAUAUAUUUAGAGCAAUGGGAGAAACUUUGGCAGGAAGAUAUAAGGUUUACCGCCUGUAGUACAAUAAAAGAAAAUUUCAUCAAAAUGUUCUACAGGUGAUAUUUAACACCAGUCAAAUUAGCAAAAAUCUAUAAACUGAAAUCCAACCUCUGUUGGAAAUGCAACAAGGAAGCUGGUGCAACAAUGCAUAUGUGGUGGAGUUGCACCCCAAUUAAGUACUUCUGGGGAGAAAUACAUGAGGAGUUGAAAAAAAUGCUUAAAAUCCCAGAGGCUUACCUACUGGGCCUUUUAGGAAAAUACUGAAAUCGAAAAAAAGAAUUUUCUUAUACACGACCACCGCAGCCAGGAUAGUAAUAGCAUCUAAAUGGAAAGCUAAAAAACUACCUACCAAGGAGGAAUGGAUUCUCAAAUUAAAUGAAUAUUUAAAAUUGGCUAAAUUAACAGCAUCCAUACAUCAGCAGUCAAAUCAAAAACUAAAAAAUGAAUGGCAAUGCUUUGAUGGUUAUAUGACAAAAUAUUGCUCUAAAAAAUACAUGCUAAUAUACUUAGAUUAAGAAUGUAAAUGCAUCAAAACAAUAAAUUAUCAAUGACUUAUGUACAGUGGUACCUCAGGUUACAGACACUUCAGGUUACGGGUUUUCAGGUUACGGAUGUGCCGAAACAGGUUACUUCCAGGUUUCAGAGCUCGUGCAUGCACAGAGACAACAAAUCGCAACCUGCAUGUGCGCAGAUGCGCCGCUGCGGGUUGCGAAUGUGCUUCCCACAUGGAUCACGUUUGCAACCCAAGCAUUCACUGUAUGUACCGUAUUUUUCGUCCCAUAGGGCGUACCGGCCCAUGGGACGCACCUAGUUUUUUUGGGGGGAAAUAAAGGAAAAAAUUUUUUCCUUUAUUUCCCCCCCAAAACCAGGUUGGGGAAUCCAAACCAGGUUGGGGAACAGCGGGAUGGCGGCGCUGCGCCUCCCCGCUGUCCCCCGAGCUUGUGGGCUGCAGGCUGCUGCUCGCAAGGCUUGUGGACACCUGCGCGAAGCAUGGGGAGCCCUCCAGAGGGCGCCCCGUGCUUCGGGCUCCAGACUGCUGCCCGCAAGCCUUGCGAGGCUUGCGGAUAGCUUCAGACUGCUUGCGAGGCUUGCGGAUAGCUCCAGAGUGCUGCCCGCAAGCCUUGCAAGGCUUGCGGAUAGCUUCCUGAAGCCUGGAGAGUGAGAGGGGUUGGUGCGCACCGACCCCUCUCGCUCUCCAGGCUUCAGCGAAAGCCUGCAUUCGCCCCAUAGGACGCACGCACAUUUCCCCUUCAUUUUUGGAGGGGAAAAAGUACGUCCUAUAAGGCGAAAAAUACGGUAUAUAGAGAAAAUAAAAACAAUCAGAAUCCAAUAAGAGUAAAAUUGAUUCUAGAGAAGCUGAGUAGUGGAGGAGGGAAGUUAAACAGGGUGGUGGGUUUAUUUUAUUUUAUUUUGGAUAGUGUAUAAUGAUUUAAUGUUUCUUUUCUGUUAUGUAUUAUUUCUCUUUUUUAAAUUAAAUUGUAUGACGGAACAUCUAAAUAACAAAAAACGAAGAACCUGAUUCUCAUCAAGGCUACCAUCAAUAUAAGUAAAAUGCACGGAUGUGUAUUUUGCAGUUUCCAUGAUUCUGGUUCUCUUGAAUUUUUGGGAAAUGAUUGGUUAUUAAAUGGCCAAAUCAAUGUGCCAAAUGAAAGCAAUGAUGCAUUGCAGGGGUUACACUAGAUGACCCUUGGGUAGGGUUGCCAUGUCUGGGAGUUCCCAGACAUGUUCUUUUAGGGGACAAAAGGCCCAUUCAGGGGUACUUAUAAAUUUUUAAGGAAAUGUGAGUUGCGGGAAGUUUUUAUUUUGCCUGACUCAGACUGCUCUGCACACCCUGACCGCUGCCAGCCUGAGCCAGGAGAGGCGUACAGGCACUCUGCAUUCCCUGGCUGCCGCCAGCCCAAACUGUGGCACACCCCUUUCCCCAGCUCGCUGUCCUCUUUGUACUCAUUAUAUGGCAACCCUUUGCAUACAUUUCUGACCCUAAAAUUGUGUGCCCUUUGCAGGUUAACCUUGUGUCUUAACACUAGCUUUCUCCCUUCUUUGCAGGUAUGGUUUGUGUGCAGCUACCUCCUACAUGUGGUACAAGAAAUUCAUUCAGAAGGUUCACCUCUAAGACUUACAACUCCUUGGUGCAAGCUUGGCCUCAAAAUGCUCACAGGAGCUGCAGCCAGUCUCGUGAGGUCACUAUAGAGAGGAACAGGCCUUCUGACUUGAUUGCAGCACUUCAGUGACCAGAGCAUGCAGACCCAAGCAAGGAACUCUUGUGUUCUGCUGAAAGUUGGCUGCAAUAUAUUAGAGCUGCAGUCUUGCCCGACUGACCUGGGAGUAAGCCCCACUGAAUUCAGUAGGACUUACUUCUGGGUAGGCAUGGUUAAGGGAGGAAUUAGGAUGAUGGGGGCCUUAACAGGGAGGGUGAAAGCCUUUCAAAUUGUAGUGCUUAUCUUGGGUUGCUUAAUGCUAUGUAAUCAGAAAUGACAUGAAGGAAAUCAGGAUUCAAGAGUAUUAGUGUUUGUGCAAAUAAUCAGCAUGUUGCUGAUACAAUAUGAUGCAAAGUUCCAUGUAAUGAAGUAGUAAAUAAAUCAUGUCACAUAUA